This is a messenger RNA of Aphanomyces astaci, 1267 nucleotides long. RefSeq lists its product as hypothetical. The record is from RefSeq and is a predicted model, not a curated record. The coding region runs from base 364 to 1053 and encodes 229 amino acids. NCBI's taxonomy places the organism in Eukaryota, Oomycota, Saprolegniomycetes, Saprolegniales, Verrucalvaceae. The transcript has a single exon.
UAGUGCAUGUUAAGUAUAAAUAGGAAUCUCACAUUAAUGCGAUGUGUCGUGCAAGCUGAAACUUUCCGAGAUCAUCACGGCUUGGAAGGGAUCGUUAACGGGUAAUCUCUUGGUCGGACCCCUUGCAAUGGCCUCCGCCAGCUCGUUGGCGAACGCAGUGGUGGCCAUUAACUCGGCUUCUAGCGCUCGGAUCCGCUCCACGUUCUUGUCGCGUCCGUUUCGUCUGACCACCACUGGUCCUUUGGCCAGUGCUUCGGCCAUCUCGGUUGCGUAUGCCGUCGACUCCAGCAGCUCGAGCUCGAGCUCGUGCACGCGACUUGCUUGUUCCACCGCCACCUCCAGCAGAGCCACUUGCACUGCUUCAUGCGUGGAAAGCAUGUACUCCAUGGUUUCCGCGGAGAAAUUCAACGCGUGGGAAGUGUUGCAUCGCUUGAGGAGAUGGUGAUGGACGUGGCGGCGGGCGGGGUUGGGUGGCUCUGGCGUCGUGGUUUUCUGCACCACAUACGACCACGCACCGGACGUGAUGGCGUGAGCUUUCGACAGCGCCGUGUGGGACGAGUGAAGAAGGGCGAACAGUCGCUCGGAAGACAAGUGGGUUAUAGCAUGCGUGUGCACUUGGCCCGCCACGUACGCAACAAGCGGGUACGACAGGGUGUACUGGACGAUGUUUCGUACGCUCGAUGCCACCGGUGCAAACGCGUCCAGCAACUCCGUCAGCUGCUCCUGCUCCAAGAACGAAUGCACCCACUGGAGCAGAAACGUGCACCAUUUCAACGCGAGCUGCAAACAAGCGUCGACGGUGCCGCUGCUUCGCUCGUGCUUGAGCGUGGUCGACGCCGCCUCCAGCGACGACGCGACCGAGUCGAUGACGGUGGCCGACUCGCACGCGGACGCGGCAGCGCGAAGGAUGCGCUGGAGGGCCUUGAUGACCACGGGAUUCUCAAUUGCAACUACAAGCAACACGUCAGUUGUAUCAACUGGACUGGUCGUUCGUUGGUUGUGGUACCAGCGGCAGUUUGCAGACACCGCGACAGCGCCGCGCCGGUGUGUUGAAGGCGCAGGAUGGAAGCCACGACCUCGAGGAAGGCGACGACGACGUUGGUCACGGCCUUGUUGUCGGGUGGCGCAACACCAGCGACGGCCAUAGCUCACGCGAAAAUGCCAUUGGAUAUCCGACCACUUUUCGAACAAUUGUGGGGCAACAACCAUCAUGACACGUCUGACGUCACCUCGCAUGUACUUCGAAGUAACCUGUGAAAUAUGAUAU